GGUCAAAGCUUUUCUCUUGAUUUGCCCUCAGUGAACUGCAGUGAACUGUGCAGCUCCACAAUGGAUGAACAGUUAGGACUGCUGCACUCAAGCCCAUCUGAUUGGACUGCGUUGUGAAUCCCCCUGGCCCCAGUAGCCCUUCCCUCCCUGGAGAUUGAAAGAGAGAGGGUGGCAGAGAUUGUUUGAAAAACCAGCACAGACAUGGUUUUACUCAAAGUGAAAUUCACCUUUCAAAAACGUGUCCACUUGGCGCAAACCCUAUGGAUGCUCUGCUGGCUCUCAGUCCUUACUGGAAUCCUGACUUUCGCUUUGGGAAUUUACCUCAAAUGUGAGCUGAAGAGACGGAGUGAGGUGAUGGACAACACUGAUAUUCACCUUGUCCCCAAUACCCUGAUCGUGGUGGGCCUCCUGUCUAUGCUCCUCAACUUCAUCGGGGUGAAGAUCAGCAGUGAUUCAUUGGACCUGGCCAAGUUCCCCCGAUGGAAGGGUUAUGUGGAGCCGUACCUCGUCUUUUCAUUCCUCUUCACCUUCCUCAUGCUGUUUGCUUCACUCCUGAGCUACUUCAUGAGAGGGAACCUGGACGCCUCGCUGAAGAUUGGCCUGAGAAACGGAAUCCGUUUCUACAAGGACACAGACACCCCAGGGAGGUGCUAUCAGAAGAGGACCAUAGACCACAUCCAGAUGGAAUUCCAAUGCUGUGGCAACAACAAUUACAAGGACUGGUUUGAUGUGCAGUGGAUCAGUAACCGAUAUCUAGACUUCAACAACAAGGAAGUCAGGGAUCGCAUUAAGAGCAAUGUGGAUGGCAGGUACCUGAUCGAUGGUGUCCCCUUCAGUUGCUGUAACCCAAACUCUCCUCGACCCUGUAUUCAGCGUCAGAUCACCAACAAUUCUGCACAUUUCAACUACGAGUUUCAGACGGAAGAGCUGAACUUGUGGAUGACAGGAUGUCGAGAGGCUCUGCUCAGCUAUUAUACAGGGAUGAUGGCAACCAUUGGGACCAGUGUGCUGCUCUGUUAUGUCACACAGCUCGGUGUGUUGACUGGACUGCGUUACCUCAGCAUUGCAACAGAGGCUGUUGUGGGCCAAGAGAAUCCUGAGUGUGACUCCGAGGGCUAUUUGCUGGAUAAAGGGCCAUUGGAGACACUGUACGUUACUGCCAAAGCACUCAAGGCCAAGUUCAACUUCAACCAAGUGCAGACAGAGCCAGCACCAACUGAGACGGCAGCGACAGAGGGCAACAAAACCGAAAAAUAGACAUUUCCUAACCCAGAAAGGUACACGCUGGGUAAUGGCAGUUACCCAGAAGCAACUAUCGGCCAUAGCUGACCUUUAACAUUGAAUGUCCUUCUGUUUGAAUUUCAUGCAGUACUGCACUUGUCCUCAGCAUUGCCCUGCUUACUGUUUGGGAGGGGAGAGGGGUUGCACUGAGUGACCUUUAAUCCUAGCGACUCUCUCCCCAGUCUCAAUCCCACUGCCUCAGGCCAAUCUGUAAGGUCCCUCACUUGGCAGAGAUUUGUCUUCCCUUCAUCCAGGCUUUAGUCAGGAUUAAUCCUCAGCUCUGAGCAGUUAGCACCUGACCUUUAACCCUUGGAACCAAGUUCAGAUAGCAGCACUGUGAUCAGUGACCUGUCUGGCUUCAUUACUCUGGUUCACCCAUUCCUGGGGCAUCUCAAUUCAUGACCUCUCAGAAAACACCCACUAUCGCCCAACUCUGAUAUCUGUGCAAAUAAUGAAGAGAAUUGUUCAAAAACAUUGAAGAAAACUCAUAAUCCUUUUUUAAAUCCCUCCCCUUCACCACCCCAUGACUGUGACCUUUUUCCUGGGCUUCAUUACAGCUGUCUAAUAUGCUUCAUUCUCAAUUCCUUCAGCAUCUAAUACAAUCCUGCAGCUAAUAGAAACGCCUGGAUAAACCUGCAGCAAGGGCUGAGGUCUUUCCAACAAUGAAAGUGGCUGUCUGAAUGACCAAAUGGUACGACUGAAAUGGCUGACCUCAGCCUCGGGAGGAGGUUGAAAGGAUAAAGGUGGGAUGUUCCUGAGAAUGGGUCACUGUGCAAAGUAUACUCUGUAGUAAGUUCUCUGUAGAUCUGCUGUCAAAUGAUAAAAUGUAGUCACAACUCAAUAAACCAAAGUGAUCAAGGCAAUUCUGAAAUAAAGGUCUGAAAUAAAGUGG
Messenger RNA from Chiloscyllium plagiosum (whitespotted bambooshark), 2173 nucleotides. RefSeq names its product RDS/peripherin-like protein xRDS35. NCBI's taxonomy places the organism in Eukaryota, Metazoa, Chordata, Chondrichthyes, Orectolobiformes, Hemiscylliidae. The record is from RefSeq and is a predicted model, not a curated record. Gene Ontology annotation, biological process: visual perception. Gene Ontology annotation, cellular component: plasma membrane.